GGCCCCAACCCUUCCUGCCUUCAAGGACCGGACUGCAUGCCCAUCGAGGUGCCCGAGAACGACGAUUUCUACACGCAGUUCAACGUCACGAAGAUCGGCAUGAUGCGGACGUACCCGUGCAACAAGUGCGGAAAUGGCCCCGUGGACCAGCCGAACCAGCAAACAUCGUAUGCUGACCUGUCUCAAGUGUACGGUUACAACAGUCAAGUCACGACCGCCCUGCGAAAAUUCCGAAGUGGUCUCAUGCUGAGUCAGGAAAUUGGCGGCACCCAAUACAUGGCAGACAACCUUCUGCCUUACGCCGACAACUGCAGUCUCCCGGAACAGAACGCCUUUUGUUCGAGGGCAGGAGACGUCCGGGCCAACCAACAGGCUGGCAUACUAUCGAUGCAAACACUGUGGAUCAGGGAGCACAACCGCAUUGCCCGUCAGCUGACAUGCAUCAACCCUCAUUGGAACGAUGAGAGGCUUUUCCAGGUCACCAAGAGGAUCCUGGAGGGGCGUUACCAACACAUCCUCUUCUCGGAGUGGCUGCCGUGGCAACUGGGUCAAAAGGCGAUGGAGGAGUACGACCUGAGCGUUCGUAACAGGGGCCACACGUCUUACGACGACACGCUCGAUGCUACACUGAGCAACGAAUUCUCGUCGGCCCACUUUCGCUACGCACAUACCAACGUGCCUGGUGGAUACUGGAGGAUUGACCAGAAAGGACAAAACCUAACUAUUCUCAAACUGAAAGACGCCUACUUCGUGCCACUGAAUGACAGCUACCAUCCUGUAGACGACGUUCUCCGGGGAUCAGUUGAGCAGCCAAUGGAACCAUUCAACCGGUUUGGUGACCAUGGCGUCACGCAUUAUCUCUUCCGGAAGGCCUGGCUUCCAUACGGCGAUGACCUGUUUGCCAUCGACAUUCAGAGAGCCCGAGACCACGGCGUUCGACCUUACGUUGACUGGGUUCGGGAGUGCCAGAACAUCACCAUCACCAAUUUCGAUGACCUCAGCCAGGUGAUGCCCGCGGAGACGGCCCAGCUUUACGAGCAAGUCUACGAGGAUGUUCGAGACAUCGAUCUUGUUUCGGGAGCUCUAUCGGAGACACGCCUCGAUGGAGCAGAGCUUGGUGCCACCUUCGCCUGCGGUGUGGCCAGGCAGUUUCGCCUACUGAAAUACGCCGACAGGUUUUACUACGAGCAUGCCAACCAAUCAGGUUCCUUUAAUGAAGAUCAAUUGGCUACCAUUCGGAAAACCACACUGACGAAGAUUCUCUGCGAAAAUGUCUCAGGAAUGGACGCCGUCGCAACUAAUCGAAAUGCCUUCUUGCGCCCCACAACUGAAAAUGAUACAGUAAUGUGCAGUGACCUACCAGAUAUCGAUCUCACCAGAUGGAAGGAAGAACAUGAGAGCGGAGAACACAGUAGCGAAGCUAACUGCUCAAGCAUGCCGACGAAAAUGUAAGAUGUGUAUCUUAAAGAGGACAUGCUUCUUGACACCGGGAAUGUUACGCAUGCAACAUGCUACAAGCUGAGCGCCUGCCAAUAAAACGCGCAUUUUCCUCUUA
This is a messenger RNA of Dermacentor andersoni, 1555 nucleotides long. RefSeq names its product peroxidase-like. Lineage: Eukaryota; Metazoa; Arthropoda; Arachnida; Ixodida; Ixodidae. Gene Ontology annotation, molecular function: heme binding; peroxidase activity. The record is from RefSeq and is a predicted model, not a curated record. Gene Ontology annotation, biological process: response to oxidative stress.